AUGAAUUCUCUUGAAACCGUUGGUUACAUCGAGCAUGACGGUCUUUUCCUUGCAUUUACUCUUGAACCAAGCAAGGACAACAAAAAACACCCUUGUAUCCCUUUCGGUACAUUUAAUAUCAUGCGUGAAUAUCCAUCUUCUAAAUUCGGUAUGGUACCUGCUUUGAUGAAAGUUCCUUAUCGUACUGGCAUACUUAUCCACUCUGGGAAUGUUGCGUCUCAGUCUCAAGGCUGCAUAUUAGUCGGUGAUGAUAUAGAAAAUAGUCCUCGUGGCUGCCAUUUUAUCACCCAUUCCAAAGUUACACUUUCUAUGUUACACUGGAAGUUCGGUUUUAUCUCGUUCGGUUCUCAUGGAGGAAAGGUUCUUAACUCAUUCGCUGCAACUAAAUAUGUAUGUAAGUAUAUUCGUAAAGACGCUCAGUCUAUAGAUGAUGAAAAUAAACUUCCUGUAUCUAUUCGCCCUUUCUCACCUCUUAUCUCCAAUGGUAUAGGCUUUCACGUUUAUAAGGAUUUGAGCGAAAAUGAUAUAUUAGAUCUCUUCCGCAAAGGUUCUGUUACUCUCUUGGACGCUGCAGGUAACCCUAAAGUAUUUCCUAUUCCUACGUAUUACAGGCGUAAACUACUCUACGAUGUUUCCCGUAUCUACUCCGUUGAUAGUUCUCAGUUCGCAGACACAGAGCAAUUAGACGGUGUAAACCGAUUUUACUAUGAUGUUCAGUCUAUGCAGUUGCAAGAGUUCUCUCAGGAGUACAAGGAUUUCAUUUCCUCCGCUAAACUCUAUGAUAUUAAAACCAAUUUUCGCCUUAUUCCGAAAAAGAUAUACUAUAAUGUCCGUUAUGAGGAGUAUCUUAAUGCAGUUAAGUACACUCGUGACGCUCUUAUUAACAUAUUGUCUAACUUCAAAAACAUUAUUACUGAUGACAAAAUUUCUCAAAUUGCUGCGGUUACUCAUAGAAAUUAUCCCGCUGCUCAUGUCCUUUUUCAAUCUCUGCAAGCCGAGUUCAGGUGCGACAACUUCACCCGAGCCAGUGAGUACAUCGGAUUCUACCGAUGCCGAUUCAUUCCCUAUACCCUCUUAGCACAUGAUAACAAUUUCCAUGCUGCCACUGUUCAUGCAUCUGAUUACUCGGAAAAUGAACUACACAAAAUUGCUCCUGAUGUUGUACAUUACGAGCAUGAUGAGUUUAAACCCUCCGUUCGUCUCCGUUCUCUUCCUGAUGGUAAGGUUGAGAAGAUUCUUGAAGAUGAAAUUGUAAUUCCGCAGGAUAUUUCUGCCGAUUCCCUCUCUGUUGAAUCUCUCAACCAAGCAGGAGUUAACCUCGUUGAAGUUCCUUCAAACUUCAUAAAUCCUACCGUCGAGCAGCAGACUGCAAACGGUCUAACGAUUGUUAAUCAAAUUGUAAAUUCCGAGUACGCUGCACAUGCUGCACCUGUUCCUGAACCAUCUCCAACUCCAACUCCAACUCCUAACGAAUAA
Molecule: messenger RNA, 1476 nt
Organism: Cylicocyclus nassatus
Lineage: Eukaryota; Metazoa; Nematoda; Chromadorea; Rhabditida; Strongylidae
Source: the annotation of a GenBank genome assembly